AUGGAGGCCACGGCCACGGUCAGGGAGGUCCUAAUGAUUGAGGAAGACUGGAGGAUUCCCUUCAUCAACUUCAUCAAGGAAUUUAAGCUUCCACCAGGCAUUGAGGCAAAAAGUGCGCAGGCCACCCGCAUCAUCCGGAGAAGCAAAGGAUUCAUCAUGGUCAGCGACAACUUGUACAAACGCUCUGCCUCGGGUAUCCUCAUGAAGUCUGUCACUCUCGAGGAAGGCAUGGAUAUCCUAAGGGAAAUUCAUGAAGGAGUCUGUGGCAACCAUGCCGCAUCUCGAACACUGGUUGGAAAAGCAUACAAAUCAGGCUUCUUCUAG
Messenger RNA from Panicum virgatum (switchgrass), 324 nucleotides. RefSeq lists its product as uncharacterized. NCBI's taxonomy places the organism in Eukaryota, Viridiplantae, Streptophyta, Magnoliopsida, Poales, Poaceae. The transcript has a single exon. The record is from RefSeq and is a predicted model, not a curated record. Bases 1 to 324 code for a protein of 107 amino acids.